AUGGCAUCCCCUCCAUACAUGUCAUCUCGUUCUCCACCCCCACUGCAACAUCCUAAACCUACCCAUCCUGCCUACCCACCUCCCGAACCUCCUCAUACACCUACCGGCGGAUCAGCGCACUCCUCUCCUUAUUCCCAGGCCCAGCGCAUCUCGCAAGAUGGUUAUAUACGAUACUCCUCUCCACCCGUAGGCGAGCAGCAGACUAUGGCUUCGGCUUCUUCUAGCUCAUUUGGCGCUUAUGGUGGUGGAGUUCAGAAUCAUCGAGCGGGUUAUCCAGCUGGAACACCUGGCGUUGGGGUUGGACCUGCACCGGGCCCACAGGGGUAUAGUACUAUGAACAAUGCGAAUGCCUUUGGAGCUUGGCCUGGUAUGAACGAUGCGACUGCUCAGAUGGGUGUGCAGUUUGGUAAAUCCGCGGUGGCAGCUGGUCAAGAGUAUGUAGAGAAGAAUUUCACUCGAUACCUCCCUUUACACUUGAUCAAAGUAUCAUUCUCAGUCACCAACUCCUACGUGCUCAACAAAUUGCGCUUGGUCUUAUUCCCCUGGAGACACAAGCCAUGGUCAAGACAGAUCAAAAGGUCCUCUGAGAACGGGGUCAUGGAAGGCUGGCAAGCUCCCAGGGACGAUAUCAAUGCUCCUGAUUUAUAUAUCCCUACAAUGGCCCUAGUCACAUACACUCUCCUUUCAGCUCUCGCUUCAGGCUUACAAUCCCGAUUUCACCCUGAAGUACUAGGUCUAUCACUCUCGAAAGCCCUAGCAGUCGUCACUUUGGAAUUCUGCGCCAUCAAAUUAGGUUGUUACCUCCUCGACGUCAAAGGAAGUGGAGCAUCAGGAGUAGAAUUGAUAGGUUAUGGAGGAUACAAAUUCGUAGGUAUCAUCGUGGUGAUUAUAGUUAGUAUGUUGGGAUUCGGUAGAUUGGUCUGCGGGGCGGUCUUCGUCUACACUUUCGGAGCGAAUGCUUUCUUCUUGUUACGAUCGCUGAAGUACGUCUUACUUCCCGACGCAUCUGUAUCGACCGUCACGACUACGCUUUCGCACUCUCAGAGAUCAAGAAGGGUCCAGUUCUUGUUUUUCAUGGCUAUGAGUCAGGUUUUGUGGAUGUUCUGGCUCUCGAGGGUGUAA
Messenger RNA from Kwoniella botswanensis, 1122 nucleotides. RefSeq lists its product as uncharacterized. The transcript is spliced from 4 exons. Lineage: Eukaryota; Fungi; Basidiomycota; Tremellomycetes; Tremellales; Cryptococcaceae. Gene Ontology annotation, cellular component: Golgi membrane; endoplasmic reticulum-Golgi intermediate compartment; endoplasmic reticulum membrane. The coding region runs from base 1 to 1122 and encodes 373 amino acids. The record is from RefSeq and is a predicted model, not a curated record. Gene Ontology annotation, biological process: endoplasmic reticulum to Golgi vesicle-mediated transport.